UCCAGAAAAUACUCAAAUAGAUAAUCGCUUCAAUCGCACAGCCUUGUCCUGACGUUUGCUCUCAACUGCAACUCCUUUGCAUCUUCUUUCCUUUACAACUUUUAAUACCUUACACCUAUUCACUGUCAGGACACUAGCAACAAUGCUUGAAGUAUUGUUUGGAAAGAAGAAAACACCUGCAGAGCUCUUACGGGAGAACAAGCGGCAGUUGGAUAAGGCUAUCAGGGAGCUCGAUCGAGAACGCAUGGCUCUGCAGCAGCAGGAAAAGAAAACAGUAAUGGAGAUUAAAAAGAUGGCAAAGGAGGGGCAAAUGGAAGCGGUCAAGGUGAUGGCCAAGUCACUCGUUCGCAAUCGACAUGCCGUCACAAAGAUGUACGGCCUCAAAUCCGAGCUGCAGGCGGUGUCACUGCGGCUCGCAACGCUCAAGUCUACUCAGGCCAUGGCGGACGCGAUGCGGGGGGCCACCAAGGCCAUGCGCGCCAUGAACCGGCGCCUCAACCUGCCCAACCUGCAAGCAAUCAUGCGGGAGUUCGAGCGGCAGAACGAGCGCAUGGAGAUGACGAGCGAGAUGAUGGGGGACGCGGUGGACGAUGCGUUGCAGGACGAGGGCGAGGAGGAGGAGACGGACAACCUGGUAAACCAAGUCCUGGAUGAGAUUGGCAUCGGCAACAUGUCGGAGCUGGCCUCCGCGCCCGGCACUCGGAUGGCGGAGAAGCCGCAGGCCGCUCCGGUGGCCAUGGCGGAGGCGGAGGGCGGCGGUGCCGGUGGCGGCGGUGGAGGCGGUGGAGGCAUCGAUGAGGACUUGCAGGCGCGGCUGGACAACCUUCGCAAGUCCUAAAGGGGCGCUUGCUAGAUGAUGAUGGUGGUGGUGGUGGUGUCGUGAUGGUGGUGGUAUUGGUGUUGGACGGUACGGACUCCGUGUAAACACGUGGCGCACUUAUCCACCCGUGUUUAUCUCCAUGUGCGCAUCAUCAACCCCUGACCGGCAGAGAGCUUUUGCAAGCAUGGUGGGCAACUCAUUCGAGUUGCCGCAGCCGCAAAAGAAGUUACCAUGGCGGUAAUAAGACGUGGCUCAUUGGAAUGACCCAUGGGUCAUGCGCAUGCCUAGAAGGUCGCUGUGCUCCGAGUCAUGGUGCGGGGUUCUUGGAGGGCUAUCGAGGGCGGGUUUUGGAGGCGCCUUGCGGGUGUACGUGUGGCAUGUACAGGAUUGGAGCACAACAUCCGCUGCAUAUUGGGUGCCUGCUGGUUUUGUACGAUAUGAAUACGCACAAUAUAAACACACCGACCUAGCAAGCACCCUGAAGUCUGGACUGGGCAGGAGAACGGGUAGAGGCUGAUGAUGGAGGCUAGUCGGGGCAGCGUUGUGUGGGAGGUGCGGGCGGCUAGUUGCCAAGCAUGCGUGGUUUACGUGGAUGCGAGGGCAAACGUGGUUUCAGACAUUACUUAAGGUUUGAACUAGUGCUCAGACCUAAGAGAUACAGGCACGCCAAUCACAACCAAGCUACGUAGCUACUGGACGGCAGCCUUGCCUACCGGUAUGUGUGCGUCUGUUAAUUGGGUUGCAAGGUCGGUUAGUGUACGGCGUUUGGCAUGGUGUAUAGAGAGGAAGGGGUGUUAGGAGGGGGUUUGGUCACAGUUGGGCGCAUUUACUCGUUGUUGCAUGGAGAGCAUGGGCUGCAUGAGAGGUUGCAUGGGCAGAUGCGGGGCUCUGGGGCCUUGCCGUGCAAGCAGCAGGGGGACGUGGUUGGCACCUGGUGUUGCUGCUGAAGUGUCUACUGCUGCUGAAAUGGUUAGGCAAUAUCGGCGUUGUCAGACAGGCUGCACGCUGGCAACCGUUACAAGGGGGCGCACGCGUCACAGCACCUGUGUGUAGCACGAGAGGAAGCCCUGCUGCAGUUGCUUGGAAUAGCUUAUUCCGCUUGCCGUAUGAGGAGAUAGCUUAUCCUCAUCCGGCAGGCGGAAUGUGCUCGUAUUUACAAGGCAGCAGAGAUGCAGCGGGCAGGGAGACGUUGCAGGGUAGUCACGAGUCUUAUAUGGACAGGGUCUAGGCGGGCGGGCCGUGUUAGCGUACUUCGGUAUCGUUGACUAGCAUGAGCAAGGGGCAACUCUGAACCUAAUUCCGCAAGUAAAAGCGCAACUAUGGGC
Astrephomene gubernaculifera is the source of this 2145-nucleotide messenger RNA. The record is from the annotation of a GenBank genome assembly. Lineage: Eukaryota; Viridiplantae; Chlorophyta; Chlorophyceae; Chlamydomonadales; Astrephomenaceae.